AUGCCUACUCCAUCAAGACCAGUGGUAGUUCAAGUCACAGUGAAAAGGCUAAGUGAAUUGAUGGCCGCCCCACCUAUCAGCAAAAUGCAUUUCCUUCUGAAGUCCCAAAUGCUUCAGCCUAAAACUUCAACCACCUCUGCACCUCACAUGUUACGAGUGGCAAGCUGUGGCAAUAUCCAUCAAACAUGCUUGGGGCAUGAGUUUUUGCCCUAUGGGCUGCUGCCUAUUGGACUCCCCAUUAGGCCAGCAGCCAGCCACAGCUUUCUGCUCGCAGACUCCCUACAGGGUGAGCAACUGACUCUUGAAAGCAAUGAUGGCACCGUUCUACAGGAGGACAUCAGUUCUCCCAACUGCAGCAUCAAUGAUCUGGCACCUGCUGGCAGCCUCUGCAUACCAACCAAUCAAGGAAGUGAGGUGAAAGCUACAUCCCCCUGCUUGCCAUCUAGCCCUGCUGCAGAGUGGGCAUUGGAGAGAGAGAGGGCCCAUGCUGUCCAGCUAAACAGGAAGGCUGACUGCCACCGUGCUGCCCAUGCAAAGCAGAGAUAUAAGGAGAGGGAGGGGCGUGGGCACCUACCAUACAAAUUGAAUGUCCUUACCCUUAGAAAGCAGGUUGUGGCUGAUGGCAAUUAUGUGUAUGGAUCUUUCAAUCAAAAGGAUUUCAAAGGCACAGAGGGGGGCUGGAAGGGUUCAAGGGCAGAGUUGGAAGAGCGGAGGCAGUAUGAGCUGGAUGAGCUCCUUAGAAUGGGCUUUAAACUUGUUCAAUGGGAUGGCCAGACCCCCAUGCCAGUAAUUGACAAUGAAGGCUAUAUCAUAGCAAUGCUUGCUGGGCAGCCAAAGUCUGCCCCUGACUCAUCUGCUAAGGGGAAAAAGGUCUACAGUGAAAUCAUAGAGGAGGUAACCUCCCUAUUUGACCACCUUCAAGGCCUGCUGAAAGGGAAGCUACCUCGAAGGGGCCUCUACCAUGCUGUGACAACAGGGAUCUUGUAUGGCAGAGGGCAGCAGACAGGCUCUACACAGAAUGCCCAGAUCAAAAGAGGCCAUGGCAAAGUAGUAAAAUGCCUGCCUGUACCUUUAACCUGGGUCCAGGCACUGCUACCUACCACAGAUGCUGCACUGCUGGGCUGGUGCUUUGUCACAGCCCUAGGUCACUUCAAUCAUGUAAAGGGGGCACACAUUGUUUUUUGGGAACUUGGCCUAGUGAUUGAAUUUCCUGCUGGAUCCACGAUUCUCAUGCCCUCUGCAGCUAUCACUCACUCUAAUGCAAGUAUCCAGGAGGGGGAGGUCAGAUAUUCAUUCACCUCCUAUGCAGCUGCUGGGCUGUUCUCCUGGGUAUACAAUGGCUUUUAUUCUGAUGCCAAUAUCAAUAUGACCCUACAGUAUCCCAGGAGGAGAAGCAAGAUCACGCAGAGGAAAGAGGGAGUUAAUGGAAAGAGGCUUUGA
Suillus subaureus is the source of this 1440-nucleotide messenger RNA. RefSeq lists its product as uncharacterized. The transcript is spliced from 6 exons. The record is from RefSeq and is a predicted model, not a curated record. Lineage: Eukaryota; Fungi; Basidiomycota; Agaricomycetes; Boletales; Suillaceae. The coding region runs from base 1 to 1440 and encodes 479 amino acids.